Messenger RNA from Seminavis robusta, 825 nucleotides. NCBI's taxonomy places the organism in Eukaryota, Bacillariophyta, Bacillariophyceae, Naviculales, Naviculaceae. The record is from the annotation of a GenBank genome assembly.
AUGAUUGGAGGGCAUGACAUCAUCGUGGAGAUAGAUGAGUCGAAAUUUGCCAAACGAAAAUACCACAAAGGGAGACGAGUAAAGGGAAGUUGGGUGCUCGGAAUGGUGGAGAGAACACAACAAAGAAGGAUGGUGCUCCUGGUUGUUCCAGACCGAACAAGGAAGACUCUGGAGCACGCAAUCAUGACAUUUGUCCACCCAGGAUCGACAAUUCACACGGACAUGUGGAAGGGAUACUUAUCCCUGGAACGACUAGGGUACGACCACAAAACACUCUGUCACAAGUACGAAUUUGUUUCCAAGGAAGGAACACACACCCAGACCAUCGAAGGGAACUGGACACCUCUUAAGCGGGCGAUCCCGGUUCAGUGUCGGACUGGGGUAGACCUUCAGGAGUACCUGUUCCAGUUUAUGUGGCGCAGGAAGAACGAGGGAAACGAGUGGGAGGCAAUGUGGGAGGGCUUCUGCAGGGUACGGCUGACGGUACAUGAAAUAGAGAGGAUGGAGGAAGAACGAGAAAGAACUUGUGAAGACGAGGACGAUGACUACCUCCCGAUUGAGGAUUCCGAAGAAGCCGAGAAGAUGGAGCAGAAGGCAGAAGACGACAACGACUACGAGGACUUUGUGGAUCUUUUCGGAGACUUGGACUUGACUCCAGUGUCGGAGGGUGGACGCAUGGUGGAGGAGGAACGUACGGCUACCGAGGAGGACGAAGAACGGCUACAUGAAGACUUGGCAUACGAAGUAAUUGGGGAGAUGUUGGCAGGUGGUGAGAUCGACAGGUCCAUUUUUUUUCAUGAGGGGCAACAGCGAGCAACUAUUUAG